This is a messenger RNA of Urocitellus parryii (Arctic ground squirrel), 2110 nucleotides long. It is a transcript of the gene Ahcy, whose product is annotated as adenosylhomocysteinase. Gene Ontology annotation, biological process: L-methionine cycle. The record is from RefSeq and is a predicted model, not a curated record. Gene Ontology annotation, cellular component: cytosol. NCBI's taxonomy places the organism in Eukaryota, Metazoa, Chordata, Mammalia, Rodentia, Sciuridae. Gene Ontology annotation, molecular function: adenosylhomocysteinase activity.
CCCGCCAGGUGCCGGUUUUCAGCCCAAGGCCCACCCCCCUUUGCCUGUGUCCAUCGCUGCAGCGGAAGCGCCGCCAGCAUGUCUGACAAACUGCCCUACAAAGUCGCGGACAUUGGCCUGGCUGCCUGGGGACGCAAGGCCCUGGACAUUGCGGAGAAUGAGAUGCCUGGCCUAAUGCGCAUGCGGGAGAUGUACUCAGCCUCCAAGCCACUGAAGGGCGCCCGCAUUGCAGGGUGCCUGCACAUGACAGUAGAGACUGCUGUCCUCAUCGAGACUCUUGUCGCCCUGGGUGCUGAGGUGCGGUGGUCUAGCUGUAACAUCUUCUCCACUCAGGACCAUGCAGCAGCUGCCAUUGCCAAGGCUGGCAUUCCAGUGUAUGCCUGGAAGGGUGAAACCGACGAAGAGUACCUGUGGUGCAUCGAGCAGACACUGUACUUCAAGGAUGGGCCCCUCAAUAUGAUUCUGGACGACGGUGGAGACCUUACUAACCUCAUCCACACAAAGUACCCACAGCUUCUGUCAGGCAUCCGAGGCAUCUCUGAGGAGACCACAACUGGGGUCCACAAUCUAUAUAAGAUGAUGGCCAAUGGGAUACUGAAGGUUCCGGCCAUCAAUGUCAAUGACUCUGUCACCAAGAGUAAAUUUGACAACCUCUAUGGCUGCCGGGAGUCCCUCAUAGAUGGCAUCAAACGGGCCACGGAUGUGAUGAUUGCGGGCAAGGUGGCAGUGGUAGCUGGCUAUGGUGACGUGGGCAAGGGCUGUGCCCAGGCCCUGAGGGGCUUUGGGGCUCGUGUCAUCAUUACCGAGAUUGACCCUAUCAAUGCGCUACAGGCUGCCAUGGAAGGGUAUGAGGUGACUACCAUGGACGAGGCUUGCAAGGAGGGCAACAUCUUUGUCACUACCACAGGCUGUGUGGACAUCAUCCUGGGCCGGCACUUUGAGCAGAUGAAGGAUGAUGCCAUCGUGUGUAACAUUGGGCACUUUGAUGUGGAGAUAGAUGUGAAGUGGCUCAAUGAGAAUGCUGUGGAGAAGGUGAACAUCAAGCCCCAGGUGGACCGCUACUGGCUGAAGAAUGGGCGCCGCAUCAUCCUGCUUGCUGAGGGCCGGCUGGUUAACCUGGGUUGUGCCAUGGGCCACCCUAGUUUUGUGAUGAGCAACUCCUUCACCAACCAGGUGCUGGCACAGAUUGAGCUGUGGACCCACUCAGACAAGUACCCUGUUGGGGUUCACUUCCUGCCCAAGAAGCUGGAUGAAGCAGUGGCCGAAGCCCACCUGAGCAAACUUAAUGUGAAGCUGACCAAGCUGACUGAAAAGCAGGCCCAGUACCUGGGCAUGUCCCGUGAUGGCCCCUUCAAGCCUGAUCACUACCGCUACUGAGCCGGGACUGCCUGUCACCUUCCAGCUGCUAUCCCUGUCCAGGCCCCACUUCUCAAGACAAAUGGCGCCUUCUUUGCAAUUACUUUGUCAAUGUCCCCCAUCGAUUCACUGGGGCUGGGCACUCAGUGUUUGGCCUGUGCUGCAUCCCUCAUUGUUCCAACUGUGCCAAGGGGAAUUGAGAGACCCUGGUCAAGAUGCAGAUACAGGGGAGAUAUCCACAGGGAACCUUGAGCUCAGGGGUCGUGGUACUGCUCAUUAGUCAGUGCUUUCUUAGAGGGGAAGUUGGUAGUGGUGGUCACAAAGCCCAUGCACUUUAUACAGGCCUCACCUGGUCUGUGAACUAAGAUCUCUGUGCUUCGUUUAUCAGUUCACUGGUUUUUCAGCCUAUGACAGAUAAAAAGGAGCCAUAUCAAAGGACAAAGAAGAACUGUGGAGUUUGAAUCUUCCCGAGAGCUUCAUUUACUUCAUGGUGGGCCUUCUCAAACCUCAGAACCCCCAUUUCACAGGGGUUAGAAUAGACUGUUAAAAGACAGCCAAGAAAGGACAAGAGAAGUCACAGCCAGAGAUUGAGAGAGGCCAGAAAAACACAAAUAGGCAUAAAUCUGCCACCACUUUGUAACAUGAUAGUUCCUCCACAACCCUGGGUUAAAAAGAUUAAUUUUGGUUUAUGAUGUUUAUAUAUUGUUUCGAAUGUUAAAAGAAAGCAGGAAGGUGGGUAAAUAAAAUUUUGGUG